Molecule: messenger RNA, 582 nt
Organism: Talaromyces rugulosus
Lineage: Eukaryota; Fungi; Ascomycota; Eurotiomycetes; Eurotiales; Trichocomaceae
Exons: 2
Coding region: 1-582 (193 amino acids)
Source: RefSeq, a predicted model, not a curated record
AUGGACCGUAGUGUCAGCCCUCAAGCAAGCCUGGAGCAGUCCGUAGAGGACCUGUCCAUCCAAGACAAGAGGCCAGACCCCGACAUUUCACGCCUCGCCGUGAAAAAGUCGACCGGCGCCAAAUCCACCAAGAAAAAGGAAGUAGUGGCUGAUUCGUGGGAAGAUGACUUGUCUGACUCGGGCUCUGAGACCGAAACGGACGAAGGCACAGCAUCAUCAGCCUCAACAACGGCAAAGAUAGGAAUCAGCUCGCCAUCUUCAAAAUCAGAGGGGCCAUUAGCGCCCCCUUCCACGCCGGCCACAGACUACGGCGAUUUUGUGCCCCAGUGGAAUACUCGUUCGCAGGGGGCAGCGGCUCCCCGAGAGUCACCGCGGGCACGCCCAGAAAAGCAGACGGCCGUAGCAAGCAGAAUGAUUGCCGGUGCGCUAGGUAUACGCGCCCCCAAACGGACCGAGGAGGAGCGAGCAUAUGACAGGGCAGUCAAGGAAAAAGAGAUGAAGCGCCGGAACAAGGCCAAAGAGGAGGCGGCGAGAACCCAGGAGGAAGAAAACAAGGCAAAAUCGGCGGUAUGGGAGGACUAG